Messenger RNA from Guillardia theta CCMP2712, 306 nucleotides. RefSeq names its product FKBP-type peptidyl-prolyl cis-trans isomerase. Lineage: Eukaryota; Cryptophyceae; Pyrenomonadales; Geminigeraceae. The record is from RefSeq and is a predicted model, not a curated record. Gene Ontology annotation, molecular function: peptidyl-prolyl cis-trans isomerase activity; macrolide binding. Gene Ontology annotation, cellular component: nucleolus; chromatin. Bases 1 to 306 code for a protein of 101 amino acids. The transcript is spliced from 2 exons.
AUGGUGGUGGAGGACAUGAAGGUGGGGGAAGGAAAGACUGCAGAGUCGCAGGACACGGUAACGAUGAAGUACGUGGGGAGGUUGGAGGACGGGACACAGUUUGACGCGUCGAGCCGGUUCAAGUUCACGAUCGAUGCCGGGGAAGUGAUCAAGGGAUGGGACCGAGGCGUGAAGGGCAUGAAGAAAGGGGGCAAACGCAAGCUCACCAUCCCUCCAAAGUUGGGUUACGGCAAACGAGGAUCGCCUCCUGAGAUCCCUCCUAACAGCACUCUCAUCUUUGAAGUAGAACUUCUCAGCAUCUCCUGA